UGUAAGAGAAGAUAUGAGGCUGGGACAUCUUCAUCUUACUCAAAUUUUAAACAGAUGAAGUUUGAAGAAACAAAGCAGGUGUCUCAAAAAUCUGUUGACAAUGCUAUACUCAACUUCAUAGUUCAAGGUCUCCAGCCCUUUUCUCUUGUUGAACAGCCUUCGUUCCAAAACCUUGUUCGGGAUUUACAACAAAACAGCACAGUCAUGUCUCGAACUACUGUGCGGCGCAAGAUUGAUUCAGCCAUAAUAACAAAAAAGAGCAGGUGAAAGAAGCAAUGAGGAAGGCUGCAUACAUUGCCACAACAACUGAUUGUUGGACUGCAAGGAGGAGGAGUUUUAUUGGCAUUACGGCACACUGGCUGGAUCCUUGCAGUUUUGAGAGGCAUUCUGUUGCUCUUGCAUUCAAACAGUUGAAGGGCUCACAUACAUUUGAUCUCUUGGCAUGUGCAAUGCAUGACAUACACACAGAAUAUGGAAUCUGUGCAAAAAUUGUCAGAACCACAACAGACAAUGGUUCAAAUUUUAUUAAGGCAUUUCAUGUGUUUGGACCAGAUGAAAACAACAAUGUCACUACUGAAGAGGUAACUGAGAAAGUAACAACUCAAGAAGAAGGAGAAGAUGAUGACCCUGGUGAGAUGGAAGUGGAAUUCAUUGAUGUUGCAGCCAUUUUGGAUGAGGAUGAUGGCCUUCAGUACCAACUGCCAAAGCAUCACCGGUGCGCUUGCCAUUUGCUCAAUUUGGUUUCUACGGUGGAUGUCAAUAAUGCAAAUAGGUCAGAGUCUUACAAGAAACUGUCAAGGUCAUCCUUCUCUAAGUGUCAGGCUCUCUGGAACAAGACUUCAAGGUCCACUAUUGCUGCAGAGGUUGUUGAAGAGCACUGUAAGCUGCAGCUCUUACAGCCUAAUGCAACAAGAUGGAACUCCUUUUAUUUGGCUGUGGAGCGUAUUGUGAGAAUCCUUAAAGAUCAAGGAGAAGGGGCAAUGAGAGCUGUCUGUGCUGCACUCAAAGUUCCUAUGUACAGUCCAGCAGAAAUGGCCUUUUUGGGAGAAUAUACCACCACUAUGAAUCCCGUUGCGAAGGCAACAAACAUAUUACAAGGAGAUUCCAACAUUCAGAUGGGAUGGCUUCUCCCUACUAUUACCACCCUCAUAACAAAACUUGAGAAAACAAGAGCAUCGCUGAGAUUUUGCAAGCCACUGGUUGAUGCCCUCUUAGAUGGUCUGACAAAACGGUUUGGGAACAUGAUGUCUGAUCCCGAGCUAGUUGCUGCAGCCAUUAUUCAUCCAAAGUUCAAAACAUCCUGGACCAGUGAUGAAGACAUCCUCAGACUUGGCCUCCAUUACAUCAAGGAAAAUCUUCCUCAUCAUGAUGAGAGUCUUCAGCCUGUUGACAACUCCUCAAGCACUUCAGAUGAAGAGGAUUUCUUCUCUAAUAUCAAGCAUGCACGCACACAGGAGACAUCCAAACAACUGGAUGCAUACCUAUCAGGAACAGCUGAAGGAGAGCAUCAACCCUUAAUUGACAUGAGGAAAACAUCAUUGAAAAGUGUUCAGCGAUUGCAGCAGAGGAAGCAUUAGGAAAGAGGAGACGAGAGAAAGUGAGACGGCACUCAACAGAUGUUGGAAAAUGCACUGGUAACAACUAAAAUAAAGAAAACCAAAAAUAUAAUUCAACAGAGGAUGAUGGCUGUGGUGAAACAAGCACUCAAAUAAUGAAACUAAGACCAGUGGGAGUGCUGGAGAAAUCAAGUGUAUAAGUCCUCUGUCGUCUCAGCCAUGGAAGAGAUCUUCAGACAUGAAGAGAUCGAGGAGUUAAAUGAAGUCAAAGAGCUAAAAGAAGAUCUACAAUAUUAGUGCCAUUUCAGCAUGAAAACAGAGAGAGAGCUGAGGCAGUGGAAAGACUACAUCAGAAAUAGUAUUUCCACAUCUGAGAUGAAGGCAGUCAUAAGAACCAAGCAGAACGAUGAGGAUAAGCUCUUCAGAAAAUGAAACCUGUCUGAAUAAUGCGGGAAGAAAUGUGCAUGAUUGUGUGAUUUGUAAAUAAACACUAAAUACAUUUAGUGUAAC
Molecule: messenger RNA, 2066 nt
Organism: Onychostoma macrolepis
Lineage: Eukaryota; Metazoa; Chordata; Actinopteri; Cypriniformes; Cyprinidae
Exons: 7
Coding region: 276-1577 (433 amino acids)
Source: RefSeq, a predicted model, not a curated record